This is a messenger RNA of Protopolystoma xenopodis, 216 nucleotides long. The record is from the annotation of a GenBank genome assembly. NCBI's taxonomy places the organism in Eukaryota, Metazoa, Platyhelminthes, Monogenea, Polystomatidea, Polystomatidae.
CUGUGGACAGCAUCGGUCGGUUGUAGCUGUGGCGACGAGGCAGCAGCCCACCGUCCGUGGCUUGGUCGUCCACUGCCUCUUGUGGAGGACGCCAUUUCGAGCUCUGCUGGUCACCGCCGAUUCCACCCGGCCAGAGUGUCCGGACACGAUGACGGUUCGACUGACAAAGAGUCUCUUGGUCAACUGUUGCUGACAGCUUGCUUUUGUAUCAAGUGA